Molecule: messenger RNA, 1775 nt
Organism: Clupea harengus (Atlantic herring)
Lineage: Eukaryota; Metazoa; Chordata; Actinopteri; Clupeiformes; Clupeidae
Product: transmembrane protein 252
Source: RefSeq, a predicted model, not a curated record
GAAUGGCCUGUAGUUACUUUGUUUACUGCCUAGAGUUCACUGAUAGCAGUGACCCAUCAAGGUGGGAACUUGUUAAUGAACAACACACCAUCCCAGACUCUUGUGGUUACAGCCCUGUUAUAAUGGCAUAAAACUGAUGUCAUCUGACAAGCAAGCCAUACCGACUGCACCGCCACAGGCAAGGGAGAUUUGGCUUUCUCUCAUUCGCUGCCGUCUCCCACCAGCAGGUGUUCACUCACUGAUUCAACCCGAACUGACCGCCGCAGCGUCCAUUGCAUUUGCCAGACGCCACCAUGGACAAAAAGAAACGCCUGGGCGCUGCGCUCCGUCUGAUCCUGCUGUUCUUUGGCUUCAGCUUCAUCUGCGUGGGCGCCUACCUGAAGUCUCUGGAAGGCGGCAGUAAGGUCACGGUGCCGGCCGUCUUCGCGUACCUCAUGGUGGCAGGUGGCUUCCUGCUGCUUCUGAUGGGCGCCUUCUGGUCCAUCUGCCACGGGAUGAGGAGCAGCCUGUACAGGCAGAGACGCCACAGGAGACGGAGCACCCAGGUGUACGUCUACACAGUGGACAGGCCAAACUUUUACCCUCCCUCAUAUGAGGAGUCACAAGCCGAAACUAACACCAUCAACCAGGUCUGUUUUUGCAUGGCCCCCCCGCUGUACACCCCCACCGGCUCUGAAAUGGUGAACGAGGCCUUCAGUCACGAGCAACCCCCCACCUACGACCAGGUUUUGGGUCAGCACCAGCAGAGCCCAGGCGGGCCGCCAGAGGGCCCCUUCUCACAGACACGAUGAGGCAGCGCACCAGUAAACCUGGCGCUCAGUACGCCUCCAGAGGUCAGAGGGCAGUGUUCUGGUGGGCAGUGCGUGAUGUGCUGGACCCCACGGCGCUAAAGCCUCUCUCUCUAGUGACAAGUCUCUGCUGGGUGUCAUCUGCACAUGGGCUUCAGUAGUACUGUGACACAGUAGCUUGGAAUGCACCCGUGUGCUUUAGGAGGCGUUCUGGAUGAGACACAGACACGUCUGGUAUGUGCGGAGGGGUCAAGUGAGCAAGCAAGCACUGAAGCACUCAUGCUGAAAAACACAUGUCUCUGAGAUAAUAUACCAGUGGGGUUCUGGAAUAUCAGCCAUCUAGAAGCUUCUGAAACCUACAGAGACUUCCUGGUGAUCUGUGAACAUGAGUCAAAAAGAAAAAGCUGUCCUGAAAUAGUCCUUGUAUUACACUACCUAUGGAUGGACAUGGACAGUGUGCCAACAGCUGUACAAUAAGGAUGUCUGCAGGUAAUGGGGGGUCGGUUAAUCUCCUGAAUCUGCCAGUGUGUACUGAGAUUGUGAUGUAGGCACAAUUAGGAACACUGGAGACAGAUAUUAAAGGAGAACCGUAACUAGUUGCGCUGCAGUACCGGUUAAGCCUUCGUGAAGUACAAACUGAUGUGUUACACGUGAGAAAUUAGCCAUGCUUUCAAAAGCAGCUGUGACUGUACUGUAAGAUUUUAAGGCAGCGAGUAUUAAGGAGAUGUGCACGUUGAACAAACGAAUGUUCCAAGAACCAUGGUGAUGCCAUUACAUAUAUGGGAUAUGUAACAUGGUAGCCUAUUCCAUUUGUGAACUGUGGACAUUUCCUCUAUGUAGAAAAAUGCUAACUUGCUGUGCUAUGCUAACUUGUUGCAUCAUUGCAUUUGUUACAACAAUAGAAAUGUUGUUUUUGUGUUACUCAGUAUCAUGAGUCUUGAAUUUGUGGAAAAUCCUGUGCAAUAAAUGCAAAAGCUGUUUACUUCA